UGUUUGGUGAAAAAUUGUUAUGAAUCGAGAAGAAACUGUAUCGUUUUUAUUCAUUGAUUGUAGGAGUCAAACCUCGACUGCGGAACAUAUGAGGUACCCGUGCAGCUAACUCACAUUUUCGAUUUUGCUGCUGGCGGAAGUCGCCUAGUCCAUGAGGGGGAAAGAGUGUAUAACGCUGGCCAUUUAUUGAUUGUUGGAGUGGAACAAAUAUACGAGGAUGGAGUAAGCAUUUUUGCAACAUGUUUGCAGUCAUCUUCACCUAGCUCUGCACCACACGUGAUCAAGAUCCGGACAAAUGAAUCGCAAGUGCAAUGGACUUUUUCUUGUACUUGUAAAGCCGGGAAAGGAAAGUGCAAACAUCAAAUGGCCGUACUAUACCAUUUGUUGAAGGAUGCAACAGUUCCUCUGCUUACAGUAACCGAUUUACAACAAAAAUGGGGCAAAAUUGCCGCUCAAACCGCAUCGGACAUGUAUAGAGCUAAGCGGCUGAAAGAUCUGUGUUUCAGUGAAAGAUCGGGCUCAGCAAUGCAGGAUAGUUUAAACGUAUCUGAAGUUGAAGAACCAUUUGAAAACAGCAAACCGAUCAAAAACACCAAGUAUCAGCAAUACAUGGUGUCGGAAACAGAACAAUCGCAAAUUCUGCAACAAUUUGUAAAAAGUUUUCCGAACAGUGCACUGGGAUAUGAACUCUGUGGCAGACCUUCAGUUCAAGACGAUAUCAACCCAGAAACGGAAACAAACAUUGAUUUACAAUGUAUUGAAGUUUCAACACGCAAGUUGUCUUUAAAUUCGUCAUGCUCAAUCAUAUCGUUCGAAGAUUUUUCUAUGCAAACUCUGAAACUAUUCGUUCAAGAGCUAUUUCGGCCUGAAUUUGAUCUUACCUAUAAAUAUUUUGUUGGUCCUUUGGAAACAAACCUUUCAACUUAUUAUGAAAUGAAAAUAUGCGUUUCCGCGAAAGAAUCCACCGACAUUUGCUUAAGGACGGUUUCACAAAACUCGGAUGAAUGGCUUGAGGAACGCAGUUUGCGCAUAACGGCUUCAAACGCAUACUCACUCUUCACUUACUAUGCGACCGAAAAGGAGAAGUCUAAAGAUUGGAAACGCAAAGUUGUGAGGAUGAUAAUGCCAGAAAACCUUAAGACAGCAGCCAUUGAACAUGGACGACGCUGCGAGCAAAUGGCGAUCGAAUCCUACAUAGCUCAAACCGGAUACUCUGUAGAGCGAUGUGGAUUUGUUAUUCCACCACAAAUACCAUGGAUUGGAUGUUCUCCUGAUGGUGUGAUAAUUAGCGAACGAAAAAUCAUCGAAGUGAAAUGUCCAUUGGCAGGGAAAACAUCUAGUACCGACGAUUUCUUGGGGGAUUUACCGUAUCUGACCAAAUCAUCUAAGCAACUCCGAAGAAGACACCAGUAUUUUGCACAAAUACAAAUAAAUAUGUUUGUGCUUCAGUGUACCAAAGCCGAUUUCAUCAUAUAUUCAGAGUUUGAGGAUAAAUGUUUUAUAUCAACGAUUGAUUUGGAAGAAGAGUACGUGUACGAACUUUUGAACGCUCUCAAAGAAGUUUAUUUCAACAUUUACUUGAAAUACCUGUAUACACUUAAAACUGAGGACAUUUUGGAAAUAAAUCUAUCUUGUUAUUCUGUAAUUUAA
Armigeres subalbatus is the source of this 1650-nucleotide messenger RNA. RefSeq lists its product as uncharacterized. The record is from RefSeq and is a predicted model, not a curated record. NCBI's taxonomy places the organism in Eukaryota, Metazoa, Arthropoda, Insecta, Diptera, Culicidae. The coding region runs from base 364 to 1650 and encodes 428 amino acids. The transcript is spliced from 3 exons.